AUUCCUAUCUAUCUGCCUCCUUCUGUCCUCACCAGCCAAUUUACUGACACCUUGGGGGCUUGCAUGCCAUCGAUGCUCCCCCUGUUCUGUGAUGCUCCCCCUGUCAUGUGAACAUCUGCAUUUUGCUAUCACGGGAAAUCCCCUUUCCUGGUCUACUGAAACACUGUCCUCUUGGAGCUCUGGCCCCUUGCACCUCUUUCCAGCAAAGAUUUCAACUUUUUAUUGAGGCUCUUGUAGCUCAAGAAUAAGAUUAUUUUCUGGUGUUUUUGGAGCUUUGCUCUUGCCGGUUUCCAAGAUUUCUUCUUCGUCUGAUCAUUUCCAAGAUCCGAGCUUGAGGGUUCUUCGAGCAAAGCAAAGGAAUCCACCAAAAAAUACCCCAAGAUUCGGAGCUUGGAGCUGGAGUAAGCCAUGGGUUCCUGGUCCGGGCAUGGAGCGGCGGCGGUGGCCGUGGCGCUGGUUUCUUGGCUGUGCUUCGCGGCGAGCGGCGUCGGCGCGAUUGGGGCGAACUGGGGCACGCAGGCGAGCCACCCACUGCCGCCGGACACGGUGGUGCAGAUGCUCAAGGACAAUGGGUUCCAGAAAGCGAAGCUUUUCGACGCCGAGGAGGGCACCAUGAACGCGCUCAAGAAGAGCGGGCUGGAGGUGAUGGUCGGCAUCCCCAACGACUUGCUGCUGACGAUGGCGACCAGCAUGAAGUCCGCCGAGAAAUGGGUCGACAAGAAUGUCUCCAACUUCCUCAACGACGGCGUCAAUAUCAGGUAUGUUGCAGUUGGGAAUGAGCCUUUCCUGGAGACAUACAAUGGAAGCUUUCUGCAAACCACUUUUCCUGCCAUAAAAAACAUACAAAGUGCACUUAUAAAGGCCGGUUUGGGCAAUCAAGUCAAAGUCACAUGCCCUCUCAAUGCCGAUGUCUAUCAGUCAUCAACCACGAAGCCUUCUGAUGGGGACUUCCGUACGGAUAUUCAUGAUCUGAUGCUCACCAUUGUAAAAUUUCUGAGCGACAAUGGUGGAGCUUUCACUGUCAACAUCUACCCUUUCAUAAGUCUCUACAGCGACCCAAACUUCCCUGUGGACUAUGCCUUCUUUGAGGGGGCUUCGUCACCUAUCAUUGACGGCUCCGUGACAUACACGAACAUGUUCGAUGCAAACCAUGACACACUUGUAUGGGCUCUGAAAAAGAAUGGAUUUGGAGAUCUCCCAAUCAUUGUUGGGGAGAUAGGUUGGCCGACUGACGGGGACAUGAAUGCCAAUGCUCAGCUUGCUCAGCGCUUCAACCAAGGCUUCAUGACUCAUAUUGCAUCUGGGCGAGGGACGCCGAUGAGGCCUGGGCCGGUUGAUGCUUACUUGUUCAGUCUAAUCGACGAGGAUGAGAAGAGCAUACAGCCUGGAAAUUUUGAGCGCCACUGGGGAAUCUUUACUUAUGAUGGCCUGCCAAAGUAUCAACUGAAUUUCGGGACUGCAAAUUCACGAGGCCUUGUCAGAGCAAAGAAUGUGAAGUACCUUGAAAAGAAGUGGUGUGUACUGAAGCCAUCCGUAAGCCUUAGCGAUUCAAGAAUUUCAGACAGCGUGAGCUACGCAUGCUCCUUGGCAGACUGCACCAGUCUUGGUUACAAGACUUCGUGCGGGCAGCUGGACAUACGGGGCAAUGUCUCGUACGCGUUCAACAGCUACUACCAGAAGAAUGACCAAGAUGAUGUGGCCUGUGGGUUUUCAAACCUCGCCACAACCACGGGCCAAGACCCCAGCACCGGAACAUGCAGAUUCGGUAUCAUGAUCGAGGUCGACUCAGCCUUCUCAUGGAAGCAGCAGCAGCUCAGAAGCGACUUCCUCUUUAUGCUUCUGCUUGUGCUUCUCCAGCUAUGCUUGUCAUUCUCAUAGAUGCUUGUUUCACAAUAGCCCCCCCCCCCCUCGAGAUCAACAAUCUGACAGCUUUGAGGAUAAUUGAUGUCUGCUGUUAGUAUGUUCAUUCAUGUAGAAACCUUUAUAUUUUAUAGACUUUGCAAAUGUGGUGAGUUCGAAUUUCGCAGUUGCAUUUGUAAUCCAUCUUGCAUCAUGCGCCAUAACCUUUAGAGGCUGUUCAGCUUCA
Messenger RNA from Phragmites australis (common reed), 2086 nucleotides. RefSeq names its product glucan endo-1,3-beta-glucosidase 6-like. Gene Ontology annotation, molecular function: hydrolase activity, hydrolyzing O-glycosyl compounds. The coding region runs from base 409 to 1878 and encodes 489 amino acids. Gene Ontology annotation, cellular component: plasma membrane. The record is from RefSeq and is a predicted model, not a curated record. Gene Ontology annotation, biological process: carbohydrate metabolic process. NCBI's taxonomy places the organism in Eukaryota, Viridiplantae, Streptophyta, Magnoliopsida, Poales, Poaceae. The transcript has 3 exons.